Messenger RNA from Telopea speciosissima, 705 nucleotides. Its product is annotated as probable calcium-binding protein CML41. NCBI's taxonomy places the organism in Eukaryota, Viridiplantae, Streptophyta, Magnoliopsida, Proteales, Proteaceae. The transcript has 2 exons. Gene Ontology annotation, molecular function: enzyme regulator activity; calcium ion binding. The coding region runs from base 1 to 705 and encodes 234 amino acids. The record is from RefSeq and is a predicted model, not a curated record.
AUGAGAAGGGCAACACUUGCGAAUAACUCCAGCCCAAAUAGCCUUGGAAUAAGGGCAAUUAAAGAACAAAAGAUCAAUAUUCUCCAUAUCAUUCCAACAGAGACAACAAUUGGGGAUAGAGAUGUUCCUGUGGGAAAGGAACUCCUGAGUGGGGAGGGAACUAGUGAGGGCACACCAUGUAAUGAAGCUAUGUCUGGGGAUGUGGGCUUCCAAGCUUCUCCAACGACAGCAACCUCCAAGCUUCUUCGGCGACAGCAACCUUCAAGCAUCUCCGGCGACAGUCAACCUUCAAGAAAUGAUGAACUCCAACGAAUAUUUCGUCACUUGGAUGCUGAUGGUAAUGGGAAAAUCUCAGGAUCUGAACUCAGAUCCUACCUUGCCUCUAAAAGGGAGUUCAUGUCACCUGAGGAAGCUCAAGGUGUGACCAAUGAACUCGAUGCAGCUAGCGGUGACAGUUUGAUACUCAGCUUUGAUGAUUUUGCAAUGUUGAUGGAGCGUGAAGGUGGGGAUGAUGAUCUGAAAAGAGGCUUUCAGAUGUUCGCUGCGAAGAGUUCUGGGUCCAUUACAUUGGAGGGCUUGCAGAGGAUAUUUGGUCGCCUUGGAAACAAAAUGUCGAAUGAAGAGUGCAAGAGCAUCAUACAGGCAUUCGACUGCAACGGCAAUGGUGUGAUUGAUUUUACCGAGUUCCAGCAGAUGAUGGCUUAA